AUGAGCGGAAUAAGGGCGCUGUACCUUUUUGCCCCUGUGGCAGAGGGAGGGGAGCAUGCCUUGAUUUAUGAGAGGCACUUUCCCAACAUGGAGGUGUACGCGAGAUGUGUGCAGACACACAAUUACGUGAAUGUUUCCAAACUGAGGAAAGUGGAAGAACUACUUAAAGAGCAGAUAAUAAGAAGAAGCUUCCAAGUGGUAGACACGCACUCCGAGUUUGUCCAACUGAACAGAACAAUAUGUUGUUAUUCCGUACGGGUGAAGAAUAAAGUUGUUUUCCCCUUCUUGUUGAUGAGAAGGAACAGCUUCCUUUUGAUAGUCCUUCUACUGAUGGAAGGUGAGAACAGUGAAAGUCCCCAGGUGGAGGCUGCAAAUAAUGCCAAUAAGCUACUCUACUACAACUUUAUGCAAGAUUUUUUAACCUACAUGGAAGGUAAGAUGGUCAAGCGGGGUUCUUGCCUAUUCACCCAUUACAGACAAGGGAGCCACAACAAGGUAGUAGUCCUGCAAAAGAUUCGCACCAUGGGGGAUGCAUACAUAACGUCCACCAUUCCAUUUGGCAGACAUAUCCGACAGGGAAGCUCUCCCUUUAUAUAUUAUCUAGAAGGAGAUAUGUACAAAAGGGGGGACGUUUUGCAGAGUAGCUUCUUCCCCUUUUACAACUUCUUAAUGUUGGCAAACAGGGAUAAGAGUGUUCACCUGGGGGAAGAUGCACCAACUGUGUGCAGUAGUUAUUUGCCACAGGGGAGGGUCCAAUUUACCUUCCCGAGUCAGCAAAGCGAGAGCGAUAAGGACAGCAUAUUUAGCAACGAUGAUUUGGAAGACGCAAACAGUUCAAUGGGGACACUGGAAAACCUCCCCUCCGCAUUUGCCAAAAGGAAGGAAGCAAAUGAUGUUCUAUACGUAAAUGCCAAGCCUGCUUUUGUAUCACCCACAAAAGGGACUCGCACGAACAGGAAGACAAGAGAGACCUUCUUCAAGCUACUUGUAAAAUUCUACACCUUGGCCAGGAGGGACAACCUUGCCAUGGGGGAGACUCCACUUCCACCCAAUGCAGACUACCACUUAUAUCUUUUCUUCUUAUACAAUUACUGCACCCGUUUGGGGAAGCACCAACAAAUCCCCAUCGAAAACCACUUUGCUGAAAAUGAGAGCGUGAAGAUUAGCAGGGGGAAUAUUCAGACCUACGUCCCGGUUUAUGUCCACGAGAGAAGCAAGCGGGCACCCACUCACCUGCUCAUUAGGGAGGAGCUCACCGGUUUUGUAACAAGUUUGGAAAAUCGGAGCGCGGAAGUGAAGGGCGAAAUAAUACUGCAGUGCGACGACGAGCGGUACUUGGACGUUGACCUGACGCUCGAGCUGGACGACCAUGUCUGCGAUCUGUACGCAGCAGAUUUUGCCAACGUGGAGAAGAGGGGGAAGACCCUACACAUCCAAGUGGCUACCAAACAUACGAGCAACAAAGUGCUCACGUACUACUUCAGGGAUGUACCUUCUCCCCUUAUCGGUUCCUACACCCUUAAAAGGGCCAGCGACAAAUGCGCACAAGUAGACCUUGCCCUGCAAUGGAAUAAGAACGCGCCUUCCAUAAGUCUUGACAAGAAAAUAACGGAGCCCUUUUUUGUGCGACUACCCUUUCACGGCGAAAUUGUUGGACACAGUUUGAAAUGCAAUUUGGGAAAGAUAAAAAUUGAGGGCAGGCAGGAAAUAAAGUGGACGCUUCUUGACCUUCCGAGAGAAUCCCGCGCAUGCCUGUCUGGAACGGUCCAAAUGAGCCAUACGGACGUGGGGGCAAAACAGCUAGCUGCGGAAGUGCACCUGUUAUCCAAGUGUUCUUACUCCAAAACGGCGGUGAUCACUAUGAGCGAGGAGAUACACCCAGAGCAGUUCUUCCACGCAAGGGGGUUGAAGUUGCUCAGUUCCUAG
Messenger RNA from Plasmodium coatneyi, 1926 nucleotides. RefSeq lists its product as uncharacterized. Gene Ontology annotation, biological process: endosomal transport. Lineage: Eukaryota; Apicomplexa; Aconoidasida; Haemosporida; Plasmodiidae. Bases 1 to 1926 code for a protein of 641 amino acids. Gene Ontology annotation, cellular component: lysosome; AP-type membrane coat adaptor complex; cytosol. The record is from RefSeq and is a predicted model, not a curated record. The transcript is spliced from 9 exons.